CUACUCAGAAGAGAGGAACUCGAGUUGAGUCGAAAUUGUCUGUGGUGUUUUGGGAAUUUGCAGAGCCGUUAAACCCUAGUGUGUCGUCGUCUGACGGAGAAGAAAACCAUAGACUGGUGAAGAAGAUAAUCUGAUUUCGAUGUCGAAUAACAAAGACCACAAUUCCGAUUCCGACGAUGCACCUGAAGAAUUCACCCAGGAGCAGGCGAAGCUGGAAGAUGCAGCGUUGAGGAAAAUACAGAGAGACAAUAAGGCUAGAGUUUCCCGUGAAAAGAAAGAGAGUCGCAGGCUUUUAGCAGAGAAAAUAACGCCAAGGCAAUCACGAAAGAUUGAAACAUUUGAAGAUAUAGAAGAAGAAGAAGAGCCAGAGGAAGACCCUGAGUCUCUUGCGAAGAAGGGAUUCCUUUCCAAAAACAUCAUAGACUUUCUUGCCGAUCGGGAAAAACAGAAAAACGAGUCGGAUUCUGACGUAGAGGAUGCCACAGAAGAUAUCCCUAGAAAGAAAAAGCAAAAGAGCUCAGGGAUCGAAACGGUUAUUUACAAGGAGAUUCCACCACCAGAAUGCUUAAAAACCGGGUUAGAUUUCUUGAAGAAGCGGAAAGAGCAAGUCCCUAGAUCGUCUUCAAUACUCAAGAACUCCGGCCAAGCUCUGCGACUUGUCACCGGUGCUGCUUUAGCCAACAAGAAGCAGCGACAGAGAAAUUGAAACUGUAAAAGAUUCAAAAUCCUUGGGGGCUUCAAUGCCAUUACAUUUUUGUUUCACUCGCAUUAAAUCAGCUUCAUUUGCUACUUCUAAGACUUCAUGUAUUAGAUAUUUACUACAUAUUGCUCAGUCGCUCUCUAUACGAUAUUCUGUUUUAUAUUAAGGUAAUUAUGA
Eutrema salsugineum is the source of this 877-nucleotide messenger RNA. RefSeq lists its product as uncharacterized. The record is from RefSeq and is a predicted model, not a curated record. The transcript has 5 exons. Bases 140 to 706 code for a protein of 188 amino acids. Lineage: Eukaryota; Viridiplantae; Streptophyta; Magnoliopsida; Brassicales; Brassicaceae.